UGCAGGACAAGAACCUGAUGCCCAGCUAUAUGUACUCACAGGACAGGUUGUGGCUCAUCUUCCAGGGCCGCCCAUGUCCUUUUCUCCAGUGUCUGCACAGUGCUCCUGAUGGAAGGGCUGCUCGUACUGGCUGGAAAUAAGGUAGCAAGAGGUCGAGUUCCAGCAAAAGCCUUAAGUAAAAAAAUUAGAAAAGAUCUGAGCAAACUGGAUAGGAAACACAAAGCCAACCAGAUACGAAAGCAAAGGAAAGAAGCAGUGCUUACAGAGAAGAGGAACUUGGGCAGUAAGGACAGCCCACCUCACCUGGUAGUAGUGGUUCCCUUGCAUGCUGGGAUAGCACUUAAAAGCCUUUUGAGCCUCGUUAACAAUAAUGAAGAUGGUUUGGUGCAUGAAGAUAACCAGAGAGUGGGGGUGUUUGGAUUGGUCUGUCCAAAGUUCAAGCAGAGAUGGUACUUCACCCAAGCAGACACAGAAUGA
Molecule: messenger RNA, 477 nt
Organism: Bombina bombina (fire-bellied toad)
Lineage: Eukaryota; Metazoa; Chordata; Amphibia; Anura; Bombinatoridae
Product: pre-rRNA-processing protein TSR1 homolog
Exons: 4
Coding region: 109-477 (122 amino acids)
Source: RefSeq, a predicted model, not a curated record